Messenger RNA from Chlorella variabilis, 612 nucleotides. RefSeq lists its product as hypothetical. Lineage: Eukaryota; Viridiplantae; Chlorophyta; Trebouxiophyceae; Chlorellales; Chlorellaceae. Gene Ontology annotation, cellular component: nucleus; ribonucleoprotein complex. The transcript has 3 exons. The coding region runs from base 1 to 612 and encodes 203 amino acids. The record is from RefSeq and is a predicted model, not a curated record. Gene Ontology annotation, biological process: RNA processing. Gene Ontology annotation, molecular function: RNA binding.
AUGGUGCUGGAUGUCGCCACCAAAGACCGCCUGCGGCAGCAGAUCGAGUUCUACUUCAGCGACAGCAACCUGCCGCGCGACAAGUUCUUGCAGGAGACGGUGCGGGGCGACCCCGAGGGCUACGUGGACAUUGCGCUGCUCUGCAUCUUCUCCCGCGUACGCGCCCUGCUCAAGUCGUCUGUGAGCGACCCGGCGGCGGUCAAGGACGCCACCGUGGCCGACGUGGCCGACGCGCUGGAGGCAGCAGACAGCCUGGUGCUCAGCGACGACCGCAAGCGAGUGCGGCGCGCAGCCGCGCUCAAGGGCGCAGAGGAGGGUGACACCUCUGGCACGGUGCGGUUUGAGGGCGCCAGCCAGGCGCAGGCGGCGCUGGGCAAGGCGGAGGACGGGCGCAUGCUGAUUGCGGGGUACAGCGCUGCGGUGCGGGUGCUGGAGGGGGAGGAGGAGGAGGCGUUCAUGAAGAGGCGGGCGGCCGCGCAGCGGGCGGCGGCGCAGAAACGCAAGGACAGCGGCGGGCGCGGCGGGCGGGGCGGCGGGCGCGGCGGGCGCGGCCGCGGCAGCGGCAGGGGCGGGCGGGGCGGGCGGGGCGGCAAGCGCGGCAGGCACAACUGA